GCACUGCUUAGCUUUAUUAUAUCCCCCAUUCAAAAGCCUACCGAUUCAGCAUGGCCGUGUGUGUUUUAGUAUGGAUUCAGCAUAAGGAACCCCCAGUUCUGUUGGACUCAAAUUCCUUUCUCGGCACUCGGUGUCCUUUACACGAAAAAUUCGUCUCAUCAUGCAGUACGGCGAUGAAGACUGCGAACCAACUGACACUGGUCCUUGGAGCAGAGACACGCAAUGCUGCCAUCCAUAUUGAACCAGAGUGGUGUACAGAGGUCGGUCCACGGCACAGUUGACAGCGCAGAAGAGGGACACGAAAAGCCAAGAGAAAAGACGCCUGAUUUGGAGAGAGCCUGCCCAAGUAACAGUGCGUGCGGUUCACGAUUGAAUGCCCAGCAAUUGUAGAC
Messenger RNA from Cryphonectria parasitica EP155, 392 nucleotides. RefSeq lists its product as uncharacterized. The record is from RefSeq and is a predicted model, not a curated record. The transcript has a single exon. Bases 223 to 390 code for a protein of 55 amino acids. NCBI's taxonomy places the organism in Eukaryota, Fungi, Ascomycota, Sordariomycetes, Diaporthales, Cryphonectriaceae.